Cannabis sativa is the source of this 2010-nucleotide messenger RNA. Its product is annotated as 8-amino-7-oxononanoate synthase. Gene Ontology annotation, biological process: biosynthetic process. The coding region runs from base 189 to 1646 and encodes 485 amino acids. Gene Ontology annotation, molecular function: pyridoxal phosphate binding; transferase activity. The record is from RefSeq and is a predicted model, not a curated record. The transcript is spliced from 10 exons. NCBI's taxonomy places the organism in Eukaryota, Viridiplantae, Streptophyta, Magnoliopsida, Rosales, Cannabaceae.
GUAGCCUCGAACUUGACGUUGUAAGGUGGAAUUGAAUUGCACAAUCAAAUCAUAAAUUGCACUUAAAAGCUAAAACCUUUGGUUUGAAGCUCAACUACUACUUCUACUUGGUACUACUACAAAAACGAGUUUUGAUAAGUUUCAUUUCAUCUACUUCCCAACUACUCUGCAAAACCACCACAACCACAAUGAGCUUAUGGGACUACUGGAUUGAGGAAGCUCUUUCAAAGCUCCACUCUUUGCAACUCCUCCGUUCUCUCAGACCCAUUUACCUCCGCAAUGAACCACAACACCCCACCAACACUACUUCCUCAAAAUCAUCCUUUGAAGAUGAAUUCCAGGUGUUCGACGAAAUGCAUCCAUGGGACCGUUCCUCCGUUGAGAUUCAGAUUUCCGAUGCCACCUUCCAGAAUUGGGUCCAUCACAUUUCUUCUUCUGGAGAUGAGGCUGACAGUAGUGGACAUGUUUUAGCUGAUUCUGAAACAGGGGAGUGUCCUCGGCUUUUCAAGAAACUACUUUUAUUUUCUGGAAAUGAUUACUUGGGAUUGAGCUCACAUCCUACAAUUGGAAAAGCUGCUGCAAAGGCAGCUCUAAAACAUGGAAUGGGCCCCCGAGGUUCAGCUCUAAUAUGUGGAUAUACCAAUUACCAUCGGCUACUCGAGUCAUGCUUGGCAGACUUAAAGAAGAAAGAGGAUUGCCUUCUUUGUCCUACAGGGUUUGCUGCUAAUAUGGCUGUGAUGGUUACUCUGGGCAAUGUUAGCUCUCUACUGGCCUCUGGCUCAAAGCCUUUGCAGCAUGAAAGGGUUGCCAUUUUUUCUGAUGCAUUCAACCAUGCUUCAAUAAUUGAUGGUAUUCGUCUUGCCCAGCGACAGUCUAGUGUAGAGGUUUUCAUCUAUAGACACUGCAACAUGACUCACCUUAAUACACUGUUAUCAAGUUGCACACUGAAGAAGAAAGUUGUAGUGACCGAUAGCUUGUUUAGUAUGGAUGGAGACUUUGCACCAAUGACUGAACUUGUGAAGUUGCGGAAGAAACACAGAUUUUUGUUAGUAAUCGAUGAUGCUCAUGGAACAUUUGUUUGUGGGCAAAAUGGAGGCGGAGUGGCUGAAGAGUUCAACUGCGAGAAAGAUAUUGAUAUCUGCGUUGGCACUCUGAGCAAAGCUGUUGGUUGUCAUGGAGGAUUUAUAGCUUGCAGUAAGAAAUGGAAGCAACUAAUACAAUCAAGAGGUCGCUCUUUCAUAUUUUCAACUGCUUCUCCCGUGCCAAUUGUGGCUGCAUCCCAUGCUGGUGUUAUUGUGGCAAGGAAAGAGACGUGGAGAAGAAAGGCAAUUUGGGAACGAGUUCAAGAUUUUCGCAAUUUAACUGGAAUUCCCAUCAUGAGCCAUAUAAUAUCUCUUAUCAUUGGAAGUGAAGAGAAGGCUCUCGAAGCUAGCCAGUUCGUCACACCCUCUCUGUUUUUUAUUCUCAGCACCAAUGUGAACUUUAUCGCAAUGAAGUUAAUGCUACAUGUUUCUAACCGUGUUGUUGUUAUUAAACAGGCAUUUGUUGAGAUCUGGUUUCCACGUGACCGCGAUCAGACCCCCAACGGUUCCACCCAACUCAUGCAGGCUAAGAGUGACUUUGAGUGCAGCUCACACAAGAAAUGAUUUGGUGAGCCUCACAGAUGCACUAUCCCGCUGUAUAGAUCUCAAAGAAAUAAGUGUUAAUGGCUCAUCAUAUGCAUAUGCUAGGAUGUAAUAUUUCAUUAUUUUGAAAAACAAGAGACCCCUUAUUUAUUUACAAUUAAUAUUAUUACCGAGUUAAAAUAGACACUCUUUUCUAGUCAGAAUGAAGUGAAAUACUUUAUUUAUUAUUAGAUUGUGCAUUGUUGUAAUUCUGUUUUGAAACAUGCAAGGCUGCUGCUAUAUUGAAACACAUGAAAAAAUGUGUUAAAUUUUUAUUAUUCUUGUUAUCUCUUCAAACAAAUAAAAUGAAUUAAUAAAAAUAAAUAUUUCUAUUUUAGUUAUCUAU